Cylindrotheca closterium is the source of this 900-nucleotide messenger RNA. The record is from the annotation of a GenBank genome assembly. Lineage: Eukaryota; Bacillariophyta; Bacillariophyceae; Bacillariales; Bacillariaceae.
AUGUGCAAGACAACUCCACUUCCACCCAAUGGUGCGGCCAUUGCAAGCAAACCACUGCCAGCACCGUCAAUGGCAGCCCGAUAUGGAUGUGCGGCAAUGAUGGUCGCAACGUUUGCUGCCUGGGGCAAUGUUGUCUUUGUGGAUGAAGCUACGGCUCCUGGACUUGGAUCACCACUGCACAGCUACAAGGUUCCUUUGGUGUUGACGGUCGGAUACCUCAUCAGUCUUCCGCUACUUCGAAGUUUCACAAACAAUUAUUUAUCCAAACAAGUCGACAUUAAGCUACUUUUGAAGGAGACCAUGAUCAUUUACAAUGGAGGACAAGUCUUGCUCAACGGAUGGAUGGUUUGGAAGAUCAUUGAUGCUGUCUUGUACCACGAUCACCCAUUCUUUGGAGAUGUUCAUACCGUCACAGGGGCAUCCUUUGCCGUUUGGGUUCACUACAUGGACAAAUACCUCGAGUUUUUCGACACCUUUUUCAUGGUUCUCAGAGGGCGAAUGGAUCAGGUUUCUUUCUUGCAUUUGUAUCAUCAUGUUACCAUUGCUUGGGCAUGGUGGUAUGCCAUGGCAUCUUGGCCGGGGGGCGAUAGUUACUUUGGAGCCCUUUUGAACUCCUUCAUUCAUGUUAUGAUGUAUUCGUACUACACAUUGAGUCUGCUGAAGGUCAGCUGCCCAUGGAAACGACACCUCACAAAGUGUCAGCUCAUUCAAUUUACUACCGUUUUGUUCUACACUGUCAGCAUGUCCAUCUAUCACAUUCGAAACUCGGAAUUGGAGACAAAACAUUACUGGUGCAUGGGAAUCCAGUCUUUUGAGAUGACUAGUUUGUUCUUCCUUUUCAUGGCGUUUUACUCCAAGGCAUACAAAAACAAAAAAGCCAAAGGCGAGAAGCAAAGAUAG